UCUCUCUCUCUCUCUCUCUCUCUCUCUGACUAGGACUCUCUCUUACUGAAGGUUCUUGUUUCGACCCUUUGGUUCUUUGCUUUCAAUCAGUCAACUGGUCUGAAAUUGUUGAUUGAGCGGAAUGGAGUCUGCCUCCGCCGCACCGUCUAAUGAACACGCUUCUACAACCGGGUCUAAUGCUAAUAAUUCAUCACAUGAUCCGGCACGGGAUCAUCUAACUGAAGAGAACAGAAGGAUACCUGAUACACAACCAAACCAACACCUUUCAGAGAAUUCACCGCCAAAAACAAUGUCGUCUCAUAACAUCCUUGAGACUCAACAGCAACAACAACAACCACCUGAUGUGGAACACAAUGAUGGGGACUAUGAGACUAUUACUGAAGUUGGAUGGUAUAUUCUUGGUGAUAAUCAACAAAAUGUUGGCCCUUAUGCCUUUUCAGAGUUGCGUGAGCAUUUCGUAAACGGGUACCUCUCCGAAAGUACACUUGUCUGGGCAGAAGGAAGAAGUGAAUGGCAACCAUUGUCUUCAAUCCCUGGGUUGCUGACUGGAAUUUCUCAGCAGGGAGCUGGUUAUUCAACGACAUUGCAUUCCAACGAUGAUGAGUAUGAGAAAUGGCAGGAGGUGGUUAGAGAGGCAGAAGCAGCAGCAGAGGCGGAUGAGUUAAAGAACGAAUUUCUUUCUGGCAAUGUUGGUGGUGACUCAGGGGAAUUUGAUCUUGAUAGACCUUCGACGCCACCAGAGGGUGAGGAAGAGUUCACUGAUGAUGAUGGGACCGUGUACAAGUGGGAUCGGGGUCUUAGAGCAUGGGUUCCUCAGGAUGACACACUCAGCAGAAGCGAGCUAUAUGGACCAGAAGAGAUGACCUUUUUGCAAGAAGAGGAAGUCUUUCCAAAUUUUAGUGUUCCUGAUGCCCCGGUGAAAGAAGUUAAUGAAACAGUAAUCACUUCUGAUGCCCCUGGAAAGGAAGAAGUUAAUGAUGCCAGUGAGAUAUUGGGAACAAUGCAAAAUGGCAAGAGAAAAUUACCAGACAAGGAAGCAGAGAAAAAGGAAGCUAAUAAACCUCCCGAUAGCUGGUUUGAAUUAAAAGUGAAUACACAUGUUUAUGUGACUGGGCUUCCUGAAGAUGUUACCAUUGAUGAAGUAGUGGAGGUAUUUUCCAAGUGUGGGAUAAUAAAGGAGGAUCCUGAAACAAAAAGACCACGUGUGAAGCUAUAUGUUGACAAGGAGACAGGAAGGAAAAAGGGAGACGCACUAGUUACGUAUCUGAAGGAACCAUCUGUUGCUCUAGCUGUCCAAAUUUUGGAUGGAGCACCUCUACGUCCUGAUGGCAAGGUCCCUAUGUCAGUCACCCUGGCUAAGUUUGAGCAGAAAGGGGAUAAAUUUCGUGCCAAACAAGUUGACAACAAGAAGAAGAAGAAGCUGAAGAAGGCAGAAGAGAGGAUGCUUGGCUGGGCUGGUCGUGAUGAUGCAAAGGUCUCAAUUCCUGCUACUGUUAUUCUUCGUUACAUGUUCACUCCUGCUGAAAUGAGGGCUGAUGAAAAUUUGCAUUUAGAUUUAGAGGCAGAUGUUAAGGAGGAAUGCACAAAGCUUGGUCCAUUGGACUUGGUCAAGGUUUGCGAGAAUCAUCCACAAGGUGUUGUUUUGGUAAAAUUCAAGGAUAGGAAGGACGCUCAAAAGUGCAUUGAAACAAUGAAUGGAAGAUGGUUUGGUGGUAGACAGAUACAUGCCAGUGAGGAUGAUGGUUUGGUCAACCAUGCUCUGGUGCGGAAUUUGGAUGAGGAUGCUGUACGGCUGGAGCAGUUUGGUGCUGAGCUUGAAGCUGAAUAAGUUGGUAUCAGUGCUGCAAAUUUACUAUGUAUUCGCGAAGGACUAAUUCUUGUUGUGUAGAAAUCACUUGAGGAUGAUAAUGGUGCUUUAAGAUCCACAUUAUCCUAUGACCUCUGUUAAUAUAGGUUUUACGAUAAAAAAAAAAUGACCAUCUGUAAAGAAAGUGUUGAUAUUUGGCACUUUUUUAGUGAGCUAUGAGAUGUUGAAGUUUGAUAGUUACCCUUCCUUUCUUUUCUUUUCUUCUGUUUUUUUUUUGGUUGUGCUGAAUGAUAGUUAUCCUUUAUUUAGGGACCAAAGCUGUUCACUGAUGAAUUUUAGUAAGCUACUUAGAACUAUUAUUUAUCCCAC
This is a messenger RNA of Quercus lobata, 2176 nucleotides long. RefSeq names its product RNA binding (RRM/RBD/RNP motifs) family protein (gene ELF9). Gene Ontology annotation, cellular component: U2 snRNP; U2-type spliceosomal complex. Bases 122 to 1828 code for a protein of 568 amino acids. Gene Ontology annotation, biological process: mRNA splicing, via spliceosome. Lineage: Eukaryota; Viridiplantae; Streptophyta; Magnoliopsida; Fagales; Fagaceae. The record is from RefSeq and is a predicted model, not a curated record. Gene Ontology annotation, molecular function: RNA binding. The transcript is spliced from 16 exons.